Messenger RNA from Colias croceus (clouded yellow), 1522 nucleotides. RefSeq names its product cleavage and polyadenylation specificity factor subunit 5 (gene Cpsf5). The transcript has 4 exons. Gene Ontology annotation, molecular function: mRNA binding. Lineage: Eukaryota; Metazoa; Arthropoda; Insecta; Lepidoptera; Pieridae. Gene Ontology annotation, cellular component: mRNA cleavage factor complex. Bases 167 to 835 code for a protein of 222 amino acids. The record is from RefSeq and is a predicted model, not a curated record.
UUGUAAUUUAUGAUUUGUGCAAAAUUGGCGUCCGAAGCUGAAACGUGUUGUUAAAUUAUCAAAAUAUUUGCUAUUUUACGUGAAAUAAUCUCUUUUGUAUAACCGAAACAUAAUUUACUAUUAUAAUCAAUCUAAAUUAUAUACUUUGAACAAGACAACCAACAUUAUGGCGACCGUACAAGCAAAACAAUGGCCGGUGAGACCGGGUAUUCAACAUCAAAAUAGUCAAAACGCAGCCAGUCUGACUCUAAAUAGAUCGAUUAAUCUAUAUCCCUUGACUAAUUAUACGUUUGGAACCAAAGAACCUCUGUUUGAAAAGGAUGCUUCAGUUCCAGCGAGAUUUCAAAGGAUGCGUGAGGAAUUUUCCAAGAUUGGCAUGAGGAGAUCAGUAGAGGGCGUAUUAUUAGUACAUGAGCAUGGUCUCCCGCAUGUCUUGUUAUUACAACUCGGAACUGCAUUCUUCAAAUUGCCUGGUGGAGAACUCAAUCCAGGAGAGGAUGAAAUUGAAGGACUGAAACGAUUGCUAACUGAGACACUCGGUCGACAAGAUGGCGUGAAACAAGAUUGGCUCAUAGAAGACACUAUUGGCAACUGGUGGCGACCGAACUUCGAACCGCCACAAUAUCCAUACAUACCGCCGCAUAUAACAAAACCGAAAGAGCACAAACGCCUGUUCCUUGUACAGUUGCAAGAUAGAGCUCUAUUCGCUGUGCCAAAGAACUACAAAUUGGUUGCGGCACCCCUGUUUGAAUUAUAUGACAAUGCCCAAGGGUAUGGGCCUAUAAUUUCGUCGCUGUCGCAGAGCCUGUGUAGAUUUAACUUUGUCUAUAUGUAAUUUUUGUUUAGAUGGUGUGUAAAUGUUUGUGUUAUUGAUUUUUUUUUGUUAGUGGAGGUUUAAAUACAGUUUUUUUAAUAAUAGAGUAACUAAAAGCGGGUCUAAAAUAUAUUAAAACUGUGGUCUAAAAGUCUUAUUACAAAACAUGUUUUAGCGUUAAAUCAUAGAUAAGGACAAGUUUAAACCUCUGGCAAAGUUAAACCGUGACUUUAUAGUAUUGGUUUAAAACAGACUUAUAUUUAAGUUUGUGUAAUAAGACUGUUUUAGCUGUUGCAGUUUUAUUCCAGUAUAUGUAAAGGAAUCUAUUGGAAAGAAUUUACUUUUAAAUUGUGUUAGUUUUUGUUUAAAUGUUCUUUUAAGCUAGGGAAUAGUAAAAUUGGUAAAAACUUGCUUAUAAAUAAAAUAAUAAAAAAAAAAAAAACAAUAACAUAAGCAUUUUUGUAGUAUGUAUUUGUGAGUGGCAAUACUGAUUAUUUACAAAUAAAAAAAAAAUUAUACUUAAAAAAUUUUUAAAAAGUACAGUAACGUAUUUUCUUUACCAAAUGCAUUUUUUUGCUAAUAACACUUACAUUUUACGAGUAAGUAUUUAAAUAAUUUCGAGUGUUGCCACAGUGUGAAUUAUCUCAUGAUGGACGAAUGUAAAAUUAGUUAUUAAGUAAUACUGACGUAAUACGAACAGAAAAACAA